Molecule: messenger RNA, 1680 nt
Organism: Mobula hypostoma (lesser devil ray)
Lineage: Eukaryota; Metazoa; Chordata; Chondrichthyes; Myliobatiformes; Myliobatidae
Gene: perm1a
Product: PPARGC1 and ESRR induced regulator, muscle 1
Exons: 4
Coding region: 118-1629 (503 amino acids)
Biological process (GO): regulation of DNA-templated transcription; response to muscle activity
Cellular component (GO): cytoplasm; nucleus
Source: RefSeq, a predicted model, not a curated record
UUUAAUAUUCCAAUAGAACCACUGUCCACCAAAGGUCAGCCUCUGCUACGUGCUACGGCAAAAAAGUGAGAGCACUCUUCCCUGCCCUUGACAAACUGGCACAGCAGGAACCAAGUGAUGGACAGUUUCGGAUACAGCUUCCACCAAUGCGACAAUGACUGGCCAUUAUUCGACAGCGUGCCCGAGGAGUGCGGGAGCACCCAGCAACCUUCCCUGGUCACCUCCGAAGACACUGAUCUCAGCGACGAUGCCGACAAGGUCUUACCCUCCCGUCACAAGCGCAGCAGGAGGUUUAACUUCCGCAAAUAUCAGAGCCCCAGCAGAAGCAUGCCAGAUGGGUGGGGAACGAUACCCAAGGAAGUGGGGUGGCCAGUGCUUCAAGGCAAAACGUCAACCCCUUCGGUAAACAGCUCCCCUUCAGAAAGUAAGUGGCAGUGGGAUCCUUAUGAAGAUGUUUGGUCUGGCAGUGAAGAAGAGCUGGAACUGGAAAUGGUAAAUCAGUUCCUCAUGGCCAGAAGUCAAGUAAUGUCAAAUGACAAUUUAUCAGUGAGUCCCCAGAUAUUCCUGAUUUCCGGUGAGCAAGUCCAUCCUUCUCAAAUCCAGUGUCCUACAGCUUCUUCUGGACAAUCCCUGCCCCAUUCCCAAGUAUCCAGUUCAGGGUUCCAUGUUCCGGUUCGGCAAUCCCACAUUACAGAAGCCAGCGUUAGGCCCACCACCACACUGGGACUGGAUGACUCUGACAACGAAUUCUACCUGCACCAUUUAAAGACCACCGAGGACAAGCCCUUGGGUACUGGAUUAGAGCAAACUCAGGAAUCCCGAGAAGAUGAGAAGGCCCUCCAGGAGUUUCAGGAAGAUACACAGAUACAAAGCCAGCACUGUAAGGGCAGCCAGCAAACGGCUGGUAGUGCUGAAGGUCAUUGUCAAAGCACGCUUGGGGAGGAUUCAAUUGCACAGACCUUUGUCACUGUAUCAAAGGACAGACAGUUUUUAAGGACCAGGGAAACAUCAAUAGUCACAGAAUCAAUGCCUGAAAGUCUAUCUGCAGGAGUCAAGUGCAAGACUGAUUAUUCCAUCACAGUUCCAGAAAUCUAUGAGUAUUUUUACACAGAUCCUGAAGAUGAAAGGGAUCAAAACAAUGUCUCCCUGCCCAUGCCUUCCAAGCAUGAAGAUCAAGACAGCCAGCGGCGCAAGGCAGUGAAGUUAUUGACAGCAAUUAAGACCAUUGUAUGGAAAUAUUUACAGAACACAAAACAAACGCAUUCAGCGUUAGUGCCUCUCAGGAUGUCAAACCAAUCUGAGGGAGCAAAGGACAAGACUUCUUCUGACCUUGGGGCAUUGGUGAGGUACUCACCACGUGACGGAAGCCACACAAUGAUGGAAAGCCUUGUGCAGAGAGCAAGACGAGGUUUGUGCCAGUCCUGCACUCAGAAUGACCUGUGUUUAUUCUGCUUUGCCUGCGCAUCCUGGGCCAUGAGGUCUGCUAAUUCACAGUCAGACAUGUGGAAAGCUGCUUUGUUGGUGAAUCUCAGUGCCAUUUCUGCAGUGAGGUACUUCAGGAGACACAUACAAAUAGAAGAUCCCACAUCCUUGGCUCUCCAGGACACUGGGGAGAGAUCAUUCAGAUGAAUGCAUACUUCAGCUUCCAGUGAGCUCUGUGAAACUAUUAAAUCUUUUGAA